AUGUGGUGCCCCUACUGCGCGCGGCUCUGGCUGCUCCUCGAGGCGCUCCGCGUGCCCUACACCACCAAAACGAUCCCGCUGAGCCGCUACCUCAAACCGGGCGAGAAGAAGCCGGCGGAGUACACGUCGCAGGUGCCCUCCGGCGUCGUGCCCGCGCUGCAGUUCGAGCAGGCCGACGGCACCUACGGCCCGGCCGUCGACGGCGUCGCGCGGCUCUUCGACGCGCUCCUGAGCGACGCGGCGACGGCCGCGCCGCCGUGCGAGGCGCUCGAGGCCGCGCUGCCGCGCUUCGAGAUGGCGCGGCGCGGCUACGAGGCCUGCGCGGGCGCGCCGACGCGGCUCGCGCCCGACGCGUGCUUCGACAUGGGCGUCGGCGAGGCCUGCGCGACAUUGGACGCGGCGCUCGCGGGCUACGAUUUUACGUUCCCGCGGGGGCUGUCGCCGUCGGACUGCAAGCUGUUGCCCUUGCUCGAGCGGCUCGAGGCCGUGCUGCCCUACUUCUUCGGGGACGGCGCGUUCGAGCGCUUGCCCUUCGGCCGGGCGCGGGCCUACCUCGAGGGCGCGCGGGCGCGCACGUUCUUCGGCGCCAUCGCGUCCGACCGGACGACCUUGGCGCGGACGAACCUGCGCUACGCGAACCCGCACUUCGCCCCGGACGCCGGCGCGGCGCGCCUGAUCGACCACGAGGGGGUUGCGUGCACCGCCGAGGACCGCCGCGACGCCGCCGCGCGCCUCGCGAAGAACCACGCGGCCGUGGCGAAGUUCGCGCUCCGCGCGGCGUCCGCGGACAACCGCCCGGACGAAACGCUCGUCGCCGCCGUCGACGACGCGCUGCGGGCCACGGCGGACUCGCUCCUCGGCGGCGACGCCAGCCUGCCGCCGGGGCCGCCGCGCGUCGCCGACGCGCUCCUCGCGCUGUCCUACAACGUCGGCGUGCCGCGCGACAUGGCCCGGGGGCCCGCGGCCGCGUUCCGCGGCGCGCUGCGCGACCUCGCGGCCCAGCAGGCGACGCCGCCGCGCGCGCCCGACGGCAAGUGGGAGACGGCGGGGAACGGGGACUGCUGGCUUAAGUUUACCUGGUGUUUGGGGGCGGCGUACAAGCACAAGAAGGAGCGCGACGCGAAAGUCGCGCUCGCGCGGCGGCUCGACUCGCUGCAGCGGGAGCACGCGAUGGUCACGGCGUCCAACGCCGCUCGCGGCACGGAGCUCGAGGAGACGCGCCGGCAACGCGACGCCGUCGACGAGGCGCUCGGUCGCGCGCGGGCCGAGCGCGACGCGUUCGAGGCCGACGCGCGCGAGCUCGGAGCCGCCGCGGCGCUCUCGCGCGCGGCGGCCUUCGACGCCGCCGUCGACAAGGUCGUCGCGGAGGUCGCGGAGCCCGCGCUUUCGAAGAUCCUCGUGGCGGCCCGCGGCGUCGCCCGGAACGCGCGCGACGACGCGCCCAAGGCCUGGCGGCUCAACGGCCGGAGCGACGCGUUCCGGCGGAACUUCGCGACGCCGGCGGCCGUGGACCUGCUCGCGGCGCUCGGCUUCGCGCAGGGCGCCGACGGCCACUACCGCGUCGUCGCCGCCGCGGCCGCCGCGGGCGUCGCGAGCGGCUUCUACGCGACGGCGACGCGGCGGCUCGAGGCGGCGCGCGCCGCGCGGCUCCCGCCGCUCGCGGCCGCGCUCGGCCUCGCGUACCUCGAGCUCGACGCGGGCCCGAAGGACGGCACCUGCCGCCCGCGCUGGGAGCCCUUCGAGCCCGCGGCGGCCCAGCGCGUCUACGCGUGGCUCGCGCACUGUGUGGAAAUCAACCACUGGCUCGCGCAAAAGGCCGAGCCGCGCGAGUCGCCCGCGGCGUGCGCGGAGCGCCUCGUCCGGGGCCGGGGCAAGUCGGCCGUGUCCUUCGAGUCCGGCGGCGCCCGGUACGACCUCUACCUCGGCCCGCGCGGCGAGCUCAAGCAGGUCAAGGCGCAGCCCGCGUCCGCGGCCGGCGGCGCGGCGUCGGGCUACGAGCGGUCCGUGUCGUUCAUGACCGCGGCCGGCCGCGCGUACGAGCCGCCCGUGCUCUGCUGCGGCGGCCUCGAGUGCCGGCGCGGCGACGGCACGCGCGACGUCGACCGCGACGCGCUGACGUCCCGCGGCGCGACGCUCGAGGCGGCCCUGCCCGCGCCGCGCUUCGAGCGCCUCGCCGCGGACUCGCACGCCUUCCUCGACGCCGCGGCCCUCGUGCGCACGUCGCUCGCGCCGGCGCUCGACGGCGUCCGCGGCGUCGCCCGCGGCGUCGCGCGCAUGAUCGCGGGAGCCCCCCGGGGCGUCUCGCGCAAGAUCGCGUCGACGGAGCCGCCGGUCGUGAUCCUGGCCGUCCACGCGGUGCGCAACGCGGAGCGCGGCGCGUUCUUCGACCUCGCCGUCGACCAGUUCGCCGCGCGGGGCGAGCCGCCCAACGUCACGAAGGCCUUCCACGGGACGACGCUCGGCGCGUGCGCGCCCAUCGCGGGCCACGGCUUCGUGCUCCGCGACCGCAACGCGUCCGUCUACGGCGUCGGCGCCUACUUCUCGCCCGCGGGCCGGCGCCGGGGGCUCAUGGCCCUGGACCCGACCUACGCGUCGCCGGACGCGGCCGGGCGCCAGCACCUGCUCCUCUGCUCCGUCGCGCGCGGCGAGUCCGAGCGCCUCAAGGCCGGCGGCGCCCGCGGCCACGCGCAGAUGCAGCCGUCGCCGCCCGAGGACGGCGUCCGCUUCACGACGGGCGUCGACGCCGAGACCAUCGACGACGCGUCGCGGCUCGUCGUCUGGGGCGGCAUCCUCAACACGCACGUGCGCGUCGACGCCGUCGUCACGCUACGCUGCCUCGACCGCGACGAGCUCACCGGCGACCUCCGCGACGGCGUCGACCCCCUCGAGUCGGACCCCGCCGAAGAGACCACGCCCGAGAAAGCGCGCGACGACUAA
This is a messenger RNA of Aureococcus anophagefferens, 2937 nucleotides long. RefSeq lists its product as hypothetical. The record is from RefSeq and is a predicted model, not a curated record. NCBI's taxonomy places the organism in Eukaryota, Pelagophyceae, Pelagomonadales, Pelagomonadaceae. The coding region runs from base 1 to 2937 and encodes 978 amino acids. The transcript has 3 exons.